UCUCUCUCUCUCUCUCUCUCUCUCUCUCUCUCUCGGAAAGAGCAUAUACAAAUAGUAACUUUAGAUAUUCGUUUUAUGCUUUAUAUUUUCCAACUUUGCUAAUUUAUUAAGCAAAGUAUUGUAUAUCAAAGUCUUCAAUCUUAAACAAAUGAACUAAGCAAAGGCAGAUCCCUGUACUGUUCGGAUCCUGUAUACAGCUAGUAACCUUCAAUAUUUGUUUAUGCUUUACAAUUUUCAACUUAGUUAAUUUAUCAAGCAAAGUAUUAUAUAUCAAAUUUUAACAGUAGCACAUAAGAAUUUCAUGUACAUGAAGGAGCAGCUAGCCUAGGUAUAAAAUGAAGCAAAAACCACCACACAGAGCAGGAUAAAGUAGGGAUGGAGGACUUAGAGAUAGAGCACGCAGAUAUGGCGUACUGGAUAACGGAAGAUGUUCUUAAAGAAGAGGGAGUGGGAGAGAGUGCAAGUAAAAUUGAAGAACUGAAACUUCCUUAUGAUCUAGCCAUGGAGAAUGACUGGGAAGGCAUGAAGAGAUACUAUGUGGACAAUCGGCAAAAUCUGAAUUGUCCAAUGACAGUGGACGAAGACACUGCAUUGCACAUUGUAGCUUCCUGCUGCAGGAGCAAAUCACAGGGCAAACAAGUCCUUGAAUUCUUGAUUAAUUUACUGCCACCUAGCCAUGAUGAAAGAUGCAAGGCCGUGAGGGUUCCAAAUAAACUCGGCAACAACGUUCUUCACGAGGUGGCAAUGUCCGGCAAUCUGGAGGCAGCAACUUUCUUAGUGAGCAACUUCAACAAACCCGCAGGAAAAACUAGAAACGAGGAGAAUUCUACACUGCCUCUGCUAGAUGUUCGGAACGAAUUAGGAGAAUCGCCAUUGUACAGGGCUGCUGCUCUUGGUCACCCUGACCUUGUCCAGUUUUUUGCUGACAAACUGGAGGAGAAUCCGGAGAAUCUUCGCAGGCACUUCCACCGAAAUGAUAGAAUGUCCAUUCUUCAUAUCGCAGUCAUUGGCCAACAAUUUAGUCUCUCUCUCUCUCUCUCUCUCUCUCUCUAUAUAUAUAUAUAUAUAUAUAUAUAUAUAUACAGUCCACAUUAAUUUAUACAACUGUUCUUUUGGCAUCCAAUAUGCAGGGACUGCUCUUUGGUUGCAGAGUAAGUACCCAUUUCUUGCAACUAAGUGGGAAGGUAAAGGAUUGACAAGCCUUCAAUUGCUAGCCCAAAUGCCAACUGCCUUCACACCACAAUUUCAACAAAGCAGUUGGAAGAUGCUCAUAUAUUAUUGCCUUCCUGCUCGAGACCUGGAGGUCACAACAAAUCAUAAGGAUGAUGUGGAGAGCAGCUUGGGCAGCAACCAACCCCCCCAAGCCAUCUCUUGGAAUAAGCCUGAAGGUAUUCUGAAGGUGUACACUUCCCUGUGGGACUUCCUUGCUGAAGAAAUGGACAUAAUCGAAAAGAUCUGGAAGGAUAAGAGAAUUAAACAUGCUCUUAAAAAACUCAUCCCUUUGCUCAUCGAGAAAGACAAUUCGUGGCAGAAUUCUAAAGAAGCAAAAGGCAAGACGAUUUCUCUGGGGUCAGUGGAAAAUCUUUGUAAGGGUGAUAAUGAUGGAGGAGAUCAAAAAGGAAAGGAUUCCGCAGAACCAAGCAAUUCUAAGAAGCAGAGCAUUUAUAAGUAUAACCCAUUGCUUAUAGCAACUAUCACUGGAAUUGUGCCUAUUGUUGCAGAGAUACUUAGGCAGCAUCCUCAGGCAGCUGAGCACGUUAGCGAUAGUGAACAGAACAUUUUGCAUCUGGUCAUUAAGCACCGUCAAAGAGAGAUCCUUGAGCUUCUAAAAAGGAAGCCAACAACCAUCUCAAGGUUGAAUGAGAUGAUUGACAGUGAUGGCAACACCAUAUUGCACCAAGCUGCAGAUAGGAGCUACUACUCUGUAGCAAUUUCUCAGAAUUUAAUUGGUCCAGCCAUGCAAUUGCAAGCAGAGUUGCGUUGGAUGAUGGGUGUGAAGAACAUAUUACCACCUCAUUACAUCAUGCACCACAACAACAAGGAUCAGACAGCGGAGGAGCUGUUCAAUGAUGAGCAUAAUGAGCUUCUGAAGUCAGCACAAGAAUGGAUAAAAGACACAGCUGAGUCGUGCUCAACUGUGGCGGUGUUGGUGUGCACUGUGGUCUUUGCAGCCGCCUACACCAUGCCUGGGGGUAACGAACCAAAUGGCCUUCCUGUUUUCCAUGAUUCUCCUCUCUUCUGGCUCUUCACCUGCAUGGACGUCGUGGCCAUUGCCUGCUCAUUGUCUUCCGUAGCCUUUUUCCUCUCUAUCCUGUCCUCUCCCCUUGAGUAUCCGUUUUUCUGUCAAGUUCUUCCCCGCAAGCUCAUGAUCGGGUUCACCUUGCUCUUCUUGUCAAUGGCAACCACCAUGCUCGCCUUUGCUGCUACCAUUUUGCUUGUGAUUCGUAUCGAGAAGAAAUGGACUAAGUCUCUGCUUUACUCUAUUGCCUUUUUUCCAGUCCCUCUAUUUGGCUUGCUGCAAUUUCCUAUGUACCAGUCUUUCAAAGAAAUAUAUCAUAAAAUUACCAAGAUUUUCCGUCCCUUCUUCGUUCCCUUUCUCGGCUUUUCCAAGAGGAGAUCGAUAUGUGGUAAGAGCAAGGCUAACUGAAUCACAAAACUAGAGUGAAGC
Prunus avium (sweet cherry) is the source of this 2668-nucleotide messenger RNA. The record is from RefSeq and is a predicted model, not a curated record. NCBI's taxonomy places the organism in Eukaryota, Viridiplantae, Streptophyta, Magnoliopsida, Rosales, Rosaceae.